CCUUGCUCGUGUGACAGGUGCGCGUUGGAGAUGAUUUGUUUCAAAAUGGCGACGAUUUUUUUUCACCGUGUCAAAUUAUUUUGAUUGAUUUGAUUAUUUUGUAUAUCUAAAACUUAAAACAUUAAAGAUGGGGGAAGUUGGUGUUGAGAAACGUCAAGGUGUUGUUAAAGAUGUGUUUGAUCAAUAUCUCACAGAUGAUUCAGGGGAAUUAACUCUUGAACAACUACAGAUUCUUCAUGGUGAUUUGAGGAUAGGAGGAAUCAGUUUACCACAGGUAAAAGCCUCCAUUAAAUAUGUUUGUGCGACAGAGACAUGUGAUUUACCAGAGUUGUAUGAUUUACUUCGUGAAAUGGAUAGACGAUAUUUCCUCGUUCAAGACUUACGCUGGGAAUUUUCGUUUUUAGACAGAGACAAGACUGACACAAUCAGUGAAGAGCAAGCAAAAUGGUUAACGCAAUCUGUACAUCGUGAUUAUUUCUCAGAGAAGAAAUGGGAGUAUUUUGUACGAAGUCGUCUGGUACCUGGCAGCGGUGUUAGUUUCCCGGAGAUCGAAGUGAUGUUGUGUGAUAUCCCCAACCGACUCGAAGUGGAAGAAGAAAUGAUGGAACAAAAUAGACUCAGACAAGAAAAACUGGAGAAGCAGAAGAAGUUAGAAGAAGCUGCAUAUCUUCAUGCCAAAAAUUUGGCCCGAUUACGAGAUUUAGAAAAGGAAAAAGAAGAACAAGAAAGAGAGAGACAAGAAGAAGAAAGAAGAAGAAAACAAAGAGAAAUUGAUGAAAGAGAGAAACAGGCCGAGGAGGAAAGACGGAGGACGGAAGAAGAGGUCAGUAUUUUGGAUGAGUGCAAAUAA
Patella vulgata (common limpet) is the source of this 850-nucleotide messenger RNA. RefSeq names its product capping protein inhibiting regulator of actin dynamics. The transcript has 8 exons. The record is from RefSeq and is a predicted model, not a curated record. Lineage: Eukaryota; Metazoa; Mollusca; Gastropoda; Patellidae. Bases 128 to 850 code for a protein of 240 amino acids.